AUGGAGCCUCUGACUACUCCAGCAAGCCUGCUCGCCGCUGUGGAGCUUUUCAGCUCGCUCGACUUCGGGGAGCGGGAGCAAGCCGCAGUUGCUUCCGAGCGCCGCCGCGCCUCAAGUCGAGCAGCGCCUCAGCAAUAUGAUGCAUAUCAACGCGCUCGUCUGCGUGGUUCAACGUCGAUGCCGCGCAGUGCACGGCACGUAGAUGAAUCUUAUUCCCCCGCUCCAGCCAGCCGUAAAGCAAGCAAGCGGCGCCGAAGCCAGCCUAGGCGCGACGCCCGCGACUCACGACGGGCUCCGCUCGCUACACUAAACACGGAUGCAUCGGCGCACGCCAGUCGAGGCAGACCGCAGGCAGACUGCGAUCGUGGUUGCAGCGGUCAGCCUGGUCGCCCCCCCGCCUUGCGCAUUGAACGGCGUGGCGUUGGUCACUCGAACGCGAACGGAGCCCACGUGGGCCUUGAAGCCCCCAGUUCUUCGAAUCGAAGGCGCCGCCGUCGCGCGCCGCGCGUCACAGGCCUGAGGCGCUGGCCGCGAGGCUCGACAGCCUUCGCCUCGCUUAGGUCGGUCAGUGCGAGCGCCCGGAGCCCAACACGCUGGGCUUUCUCGAACUUACACUGCCUGACAGCGCCGUCGUCGCGCGGUCGAGUUCGCAGUGCUCGUCUGCCUCGAGCUGAGAAACGAGGGCGCCUCAAAUCUCGCUCCGCGUGCCUGCCAGCAGCGCCAGCGUGA
This is a messenger RNA of Phytophthora sojae, 729 nucleotides long. RefSeq lists its product as hypothetical. Bases 1 to 729 code for a protein of 242 amino acids. Lineage: Eukaryota; Oomycota; Peronosporomycetes; Peronosporales; Peronosporaceae. The record is from RefSeq and is a predicted model, not a curated record. The transcript has a single exon.